ACUAUUUUCAUCUUUCUGAAGUCAUAUUAACAGUUGACAUAGAAUACCGAAACAACAAAACAAAGCCUGAUAAAGUUGGCUGAAAGUCUUUUCCUUCAAUUUCGCGACUGAAGAUGAACAGGAUUUUUGGUAAAUCGAAACCUAAGGAACCUCCUCCAUCAUUAACAGACUGUAUAUCUAAUGUGGAUAGUCGGGGUGAAUCAAUUGAGAAAAAAAUUGACAAACUUGACGUGGAGUUGAAAAAAUACAAGGAUCAAAUGAAGAAAAUGAGAGAUGGACCAUCAAAGAAUAUGGUCAAGCAAAGAGCAAUGAGGGUGUUAAAGCAGAAAAAAAUGUACGAAAGCCAACUUGAGAAUCUUAGACAGCAAUCAUUUAAUAUGGAGCAGACAAAUUAUGCCACUCAGACAUUAAAAGAUACUAAAACAACGGUGGAUGCAAUGAAGACUGGGCUUAAAGAAAUGAAGAGAGAAUACAAGAAAGUUAAUAUAGACCAGAUCGAGGAUCUGCAAGAUGACCUAUCAGACCUUCUUGACCAAGCAAAUGAAGUUCAAGAAGCUCUUGGGAGGCAAUAUGGUACACCAGAACUGGAUGAAGAUGAUCUAGAGGCAGAAUUAGAUGCUUUGGGUGAUGAUCUUGCUUUUGAUGAAGAUACAUCAUAUCUUGACGAAGCUGAGAAAGCACCAACUGUUCCUGAUACAGAUCUUCCUGAACAAAGCACAAACAAGGAGGGGAUCAAGGUCGACGAGUUUGGACUACCCGAACUUCCUCAGCAAACCAACUGAACUAGCUCGAAUCAAAAGAGCGUCAACAAUAAAUGUAUAUAUUAUAUACAACGUGUAGCUAUCUACUAUUGUCCUUGAGCGAUUUUUCUCAAGACUUUUACCUCAGAACACAAUGAAAUUUACUUCCCAGUGGAUUCUAAAAUAAUAUUUAAUGCCUGGUUCUUUAGAAUUGUAUAUCGUGAAGUAGACCCUAACAAAAAAUCGCGAGGCUCUUUUUAAAUUUUACAGCACGACGAUGUUGGCUACGGCUGUCUAGUCUAGUCUAACUAGGGGAAUAUUCAGCUAAGCAUUUGCUACAGCUGUCUUUUCAUUUGCAAAACACAUUUUCAUAACAACGGAUGUACCAAAGUGAGCUGUAAGUAGACUAAACAGCCUUGGCGAAUCUAAUGUUCCCAAAUUUUGAGGUGGAAAGACGGUUUUCGUAGAGGGUGACUACUCAAUAUACAUGCAGUUGUUCUUGCAUGUUAUGAUAAUAAUGUAAAGAAAGUUAUUUGUAUGAUUUUAAAUUACUAAAAUUACGUAAUGUGUGAUGAACAGUAAUUAAAUUGAAUAUAAUUAUAAUAAGGAAGAGCAUGCAUUAAUGUGUUGUCCAACUUGUUAAAUAACAUCUGUAUUAAUACUAUAUGCAGCAAUUAGAAACGUGACCAUUAGUUUACCGUGAUGAUGAAAAUGUCAAAGGAGGUUUAG
This is a messenger RNA of Dendronephthya gigantea, 1469 nucleotides long. RefSeq names its product charged multivesicular body protein 5-like. Gene Ontology annotation, biological process: vesicle budding from membrane; late endosome to vacuole transport via multivesicular body sorting pathway. The record is from RefSeq and is a predicted model, not a curated record. NCBI's taxonomy places the organism in Eukaryota, Metazoa, Cnidaria, Anthozoa, Malacalcyonacea, Nephtheidae. The transcript is spliced from 8 exons. Bases 114 to 782 code for a protein of 222 amino acids. Gene Ontology annotation, cellular component: multivesicular body; membrane.